Xylona heveae TC161 is the source of this 726-nucleotide messenger RNA. RefSeq lists its product as hypothetical. The transcript has 2 exons. The record is from RefSeq and is a predicted model, not a curated record. NCBI's taxonomy places the organism in Eukaryota, Fungi, Ascomycota, Xylonomycetes, Xylonales, Xylonaceae. Bases 1 to 726 code for a protein of 241 amino acids.
AUGUCCGAAACCACCGAAAUUGCCUUCGUGUCCUUCCAACCGGGCGUCAGUGUCGAAGAUGUUUCGAGCCCCGCCGGCCGCAUCUGGCAAGACAUGUUCAACAACACGCUCGACAUCCAGGGCAGCCGGAGCGCAUACUGGGGACGAGUUGUGGAGAACCCCAGCGCCGCCAUUCUUCUAGUCAACUGGGACUCCCUCUCCUCGCACACCUCGUUCCAAAACACGCCCGAAUAUGCGCCUCAGAUCCGCGCAGUGACCUCGCUGCUAUCCUCCUCUCCACUUCUCUACCACAUCACACUCGACCAAAAGGCGCUGUCGCGAGCAUUGAGCAAGACAAACAGCUUCGUGACGGAGAUUGCAACAUGGUAUUUCCCUCCGACAAUCACGGAGACACAACAGUCCGAAUUUGAAAAGCACGUUGCGGAUCUUUGCGUUGAGGCGGCGAAGAUUGACGGAUUCGUGCCCGGCGGGACGGCAAGCGGCUGGGGGCUUGAGGAGAUCAAGAACCCCAAGACACCAGAGGGCGAAGAAGCGCAGGAUGUCAAGAGUUAUACGCUCUUCUGUGCGUGGGAGAAUGUGGAUGCGCAUAUGAGGUUCCGCGACACCGAAGGGUUUAAGCGCACGAUUGCGCCGCUGAGAGAGAAGAGCGCGGCGGUGGAGAUGCGGCAUGUGGCGUUUGGUGAGGCGCUGAGGCAGGGCGCAGAGGGACGACCGUUGGGAUCUUGA